GUCACAUUUUGUUUCUGCUUUCCUUAGGCUGAGUCUGUAAACAAUGAGAGUGGGCUGGUCAGCUGCUACUUUGGGCACCUUCUCUCCAAAUUAGACAGGAUCAAGAUUGAUUACACACUGAGUGUUGCCAACAGGCUUUAUGGAGAGCAGGAAUUCCCAAUCUGUCAGGAAUACUUAGAUGGUGUGAUUCAGUUUUACCACACGACAAUUGAAAGUGUUGAUUUCAGAAAAAACACUGAAAAAUCCAGACAAGAGAUUAACUUCUGGGUUGAAUGUCAAUCUCAAGGUAAAAUCAAGGAACUCUUCAGCAAGGACACUAUUAAUGCUGAGACUGUGCUGGUCCUGGUGAAUGCUGUUUACUUCAAGGCCAAAUGGGAAAAUUAUUUUGAUCAUGAAAACACAGUGGAUGCACCUUUCUGUCUAAAUGAGAAUGAAAACAAGAGUGUGAAGAUGAUGACGCAAAAAGGCCUCUACAGAAUUGGCUUCAUAGAGGAGGUGAAGGCACAGAUCCUGGAAAUGAGGUACACCAAGGGGAAGCUCAGCAUGUUCGUCCUGCUGCCGUCUCACUCUAAAGAUAACCUGAAGGCUCUGGAAGAGCUUGAAAGGAAAAUCACCUAUGAAAACAUAGUGGCCUGGAGCAGCUCAGAAAACAUGUCAGAAGAAUCGGUGGUCCUGUCCUUCCCCCAGUUCACCCUGGAAGACAGCUAUGAUCUCAAUUCCAUUUUACAAGACAUGGGCAUUACAGAUAUCUUUGAUGAAACAAGGGCUGAUCUUACUGGAAUCUCUCCAAGACCCAAUUUGUACUUGUCAAAAAUCAUCCACAAAACCUUUGUGGAGGUGGAUGAAAAUGGCACCCAGGCAGCUGCAGCCACUGGGGCUGUUUUCUCGGAAAGGUCACUACCAUCUUGGGUGGAGUUUAAUGCCAACCACCCUUUUCUCUUUUUCAUUAGACACAACAAAACCCAAACCAUUCUCUUUUAUGGCAGGGUCUGCUCUCCUUAAAAGGGAAGCAUUGUCUAGUACUUUGGAGCUGGAGGAAAAUAUCAGUACAAUCUUCCCCUGGCAUAAGAUGGGCAUUUGAGUUUUUGGUAAUAUCUAAACCAUCCCCUUCAUCCUCCAGCCAUCAGCCUGUGCUUAUCUUCAUCUUUCUGUCACCCUGUAGCUUAUUUUCAUCUGAGUCUGUUAGUAUUGAAGGGCUAUUGUUCUCUACCCUAAACUUUCAAGUGUAUAUAUUCACCCUUUGUGACCUGAAGGUCAACACAAUUCAGAACAGUACCUACCUCCUUUUGAAGGAAUCCUAAAAGUUCAGGUCAUUAGACCAUUUCUAAGAGACAGCAAACUCAGAAGCCACUUUAACAUGGGCAGCAAGAGAACAUGUUUGACUGGAACGUGUUUGGAAACUCAACUCUCUUUCUGGGGUAGUUAUGAUUGUGGUCAUCACUGGGCAAGAUGCCCUGUUUCUUCCUUUGACAGCUACUGCAUGGAAGAUGUCCUGUGGGGUCUUUUCACCUAGGAGAAGGUAGGGCUUGGGUGUAUUUAAGUGAUAGAUCAAAGACCAGCACUCAUUUUGCACAGAGCAGGGGAAUGAUAUUUGUCUUGUGAUUUUGAUACUGACCCAGGAAAGUGGCUAGUGGAUUUAGAGGAGGUUUAUCUCAUUUUUCCUUAUUGGGUCCCCCAACAUUAUCAUCAAACACUUCCCUCUGUCUCUCCUCCCCCUAGCUCCAAGAAUUCCCACCUGUGGCUAGUUCUUCUUAUGCACUCAGCACAGGCAGGUGUGGAGAGGAAUGCUGCUGCCAUUGUGGAUGGCUGGCCUCCUUGUGCUCCUGUCUCUGCCUUCUGGCCAUGUGAACUUUUCUGUCUUCCCAGAGGUCUCAUUCCAGGCCACAUGGUGAGAACAGGCUUGAGCCUGGGCAUAGUAUCCAUAGAAAUGCUUGUUGGCUGGGCAUGGUGGCUCAUGCCUGUAAUCCCAGCAGUUCUUGGGAGGCCAAGUCAGGUGGAUCACUUGAGUCCAGGAGUUCAAGACCAGCCUGGGCAACAUAUUGAGACCCUGACUCUACAAAAAAACACAGAAAUUAGCCAGGCGUGGUGGCAUGUACCUGUAGUCCCAGCUACUCGGGAGGCUGAGGUGGGAAGAUCACUUAAGUCCAGGGAGUGGAGGCUUCAGUAAGCUGAGAUGGCGCCACUGCACUCCAGCCUGGGUGACAGAGUGAGACCCUGCCUCAAAACAAACAAACAAACAAAAAAACCCAAAAAGCCAAAACAAAACCUGAAAUUCUUGUCAAGAAGGCCAUUGGGCUCAUCUCAAGCUCUAGUCUACUGAAGGCCUGACCCCUGAGUAUUCCUACUCACGGACUCAGGGCCUCUGUUCUCUGGUGUGGUAAUGUGAGUUCCUCAUUUCUGUCUUAGCUGAAUGUUCUGCCGUGACCACUGACAUGUCUGACUCACAUCUCUUUGGAGUCAGUCUCUUUCCUAUCGAUGUGGGUUUCAGGUCUUGCUUGUGGCUCAGUUUCUUUGGCCCACCUUGUGGCUGUUCUCCUCCCAGCUGCCACCAAGUUAUUCAGUGUGGCUGCAGCAAUUUUUUGUGGGAGAAGACAGGUGAACCACACCUGCUCCCAAGCUAGCCUCUUCUCCCUUUUCUCACCUACCCCAGUGAUUUCUUUGUGUUCUGAUAGACAAGUUCCACAUUCUUCAUACAACCUUCUCAUUGUUGAAGCUCAUGACCUAAAACAAUUUGUUGUUGGUAACGUGAGGCAGUUUGAGUCAGUGCCUUUUCCAGAAUGCAGGUCCCAUGGGUCACAUUUAUUUCAGAUAACCAAAAACUUCAUGUCCCCUGUGGUUCCUUUUGGGGUUGACAUUUUGGGGUCUGGUUCCAUGUCUGACUUGGCAUCACUGCCAGACACCGAGCUGGAAACCAUGACCUGUAUAUAAGCCUUCAUUGCCCGGCAUUUCUUUUGUUCUUAUUCUUUUACUUGGUAAACACAUUUUUUUUUCAUUUAUAUCGGGAUUUCUCAUAUUUUAAAGCAUGAGAGGGAGAAUAUAUCUAUUUACAAUAAUGAGGAAAAUUAAGAAUCUUAAAUUUUUAUGUAAAUCAUAAACAUUCUUUACUAACUUUUGAUUUAUUAAAAAGUUUCUUCUGAAUGAAUAAAGCACUUUUAUUAUUAGUU
This is a messenger RNA of Piliocolobus tephrosceles (Ugandan red Colobus), 3164 nucleotides long. Its product is annotated as serpin B12. NCBI's taxonomy places the organism in Eukaryota, Metazoa, Chordata, Mammalia, Primates, Cercopithecidae. Gene Ontology annotation, molecular function: serine-type endopeptidase inhibitor activity. Gene Ontology annotation, biological process: negative regulation of endopeptidase activity. The record is from RefSeq and is a predicted model, not a curated record. The coding region runs from base 451 to 1002 and encodes 183 amino acids. The transcript has 5 exons.